This is a messenger RNA of Ochlerotatus camptorhynchus, 1509 nucleotides long. RefSeq lists its product as uncharacterized. Bases 1 to 1509 code for a protein of 502 amino acids. Gene Ontology annotation, molecular function: aspartic-type endopeptidase activity. Lineage: Eukaryota; Metazoa; Arthropoda; Insecta; Diptera; Culicidae. Gene Ontology annotation, biological process: proteolysis. The record is from RefSeq and is a predicted model, not a curated record. The transcript is spliced from 3 exons.
AUGGUGAACAAACACUGUGAAGCGUUUCAGCUGUCCAAGCUCACACCGGACCAAUUCAAAGCUCUCCAUUUCGUCUGUGGACUCCAAUCGCCACGGGAUGCGGACAUACGAGCUAGGUUGAUCUCGAAAUUGGAAGCCGACGAAACCGCAGUCAACGAAUUGGGAGAAGCCACCAGCAAGGUAACCCUGGAGAACCUCGUGGAAGAAUGCCAUCGCGUGGCCAAUCUCAAGCAGGACACAUUGAUGGUGGAGAACAAAGAAGCACGCCACGUCAACAUUGUUUCUCGCAACCAGAAUAAUCCUGCCUCAAAAAGAACCAAAAAAUGCAAGCAACAAGGACACAAGGAAGGUUAUUGCAACAGCAACAAGAAUGCGCCGUCGAAACCGUUCAAACAGGCCAAAUCCAAAGAGAACGUGAAGACAAAAAGCUUCUACACGGUUCGCAACAUCGGAAGCAAGCGGAAGUUCAUCCCGGUCGAGCUCAAUGGUGUAGCAGUCAAACUUCAACACGACUCCGCGUCCGACAUCACCAUAAUCUCAGAAGAAACAUGGAUCAGCAUCGGACAGCCACCCACUCAACCGACGGAAGAAUCUGCAGUUACAGCUUCUGGUGGCAAUCUCAACCUUCUCACUGAGUUCCAGACCGAGACCACCAUCAAGAAUGUUACCAAGAAUGGUCGCAUUUUCAUCUCAAGCAGCGCUGAACUCAACGUUCUAGGAAUCGAGACUAUGGAUCUGUUCGAUUUGUGGUCUGUGCCGAUAAGCAGCUUGGUCAACGUCGUACACCAACGUUCUGAUCAGUUCACCAAUCAACUCAAGCAACAGUUUCCGGAAGUUUUUCGAAGCACGCUGGGUAGAUGCACAAAAGCGCAAGUGAAGUUGUACCUCAAGCUUGACGCACGUCCUGCAUAUUGCCCGAAACGACCAGUAGCGUACGCUGCACUGGACGCAGAACUUGAGAGGCUCCAGCAAAACGGUAUAAUUUCUCCAGUUCAAUUCUUGGACUGGGCAGCACCAAUAGUCGUCGUACGCAAGUCGGACAAUGUAUCAGUCCGUGUCGAGGUCGAGGAGGAAUCGCGAAAGCUACUCACGGUCAACACGCAUCGUGGACUGUUCCAGUAUAACCGACUACCCCCCGGAGUCAAGUCGGCACCCGGCGCUUUCCAGUGCAUCAUCGACAGCAUGGUGCCCGGCAUCCCUGGAGUCAAGCCGUAUUUGGACGACAUCCUCAUCGCUGGUCGCACCAAGCAGGAACACGAUCGCAGUCUCUACGCUGUUCUCGAGCAGAUCCGUGAGUAUGGCUUUCACCUACGCCUCGAAAAAUGUCGUUUCGCACUCUCCCAGAUCAAGUUUCUCAGACACAUCGUGGAUAAGGACGGUAUUCGGCCUGACCCUUCAAAAACAGAAGCUAUUUCCAAGAUGCAGUCUCCGAAGGAUGUCCAGCAACUCCGUUUCUACCUCGGUGCUGUCAACUACUAUGGUAUUGGAUAUGGUAUGGAAUUUUCUUAA